AUGGAGGAGGGAGGAGGAGGAGGAGGAGGAGGAGGGAGGAGGAGGAGGAGGAGGAGGGAGGAGGAGGGGAAGGACUUGAGGGUGGACGUGGACAAAGAGUACGAAGCGAUCCAAGAGCUGGGGGAAGGAUGGUUCGCGAAAGUGAUACUGGUGGAGCACCGAAAGACCGGCACCGAGGUCGUGCUCAAGGCCAUCUCCAAGGACUCGACCGACCUCAAGGAUUUCCUCCGGGAAUUCCACUAUUCGUAUUUCCUGAGCCCGCACGUGAACGUGCUGAACACGUACGACGUGGCCUUCCAGGACGCGGGGGCCUACUAUUUCGCGCAGGAAUUGGCCCCGUUGGGAGAUCUCACGUCGAACUUGGGGGAAAACGGGAUCGGGGAGUCGGGCGCGAAGCGAGUGGCCGUGCAGCUGGCGUCGGCCUUGGAGUUUUUGCAUUCCAAGUCGCUCGUGCAUCGGGAUCUCAAGUUGGAUAACGUGCUGGUCUUCGCGGGGGACUUUUCGAGGGUGAAGCUGGCGGAUUUCGGGUCGACGGUGAAGGCGGGGACGCAGGCGAAGAAGGACUCGGCGUGCAUGAUGAUGGUGCCGUACACGCCGCCGGAGAUCUGCGACGUGUUCCCCGAGGAGUUCUACGCGGUGGAGACGGGGUCGGACGUGUGGCAGCUGGGGGUCAUCGCGUACGUCUGCCUCACCGGCUGCCUCCCCUGGGCCAAGGCGGACAUCACGGACCCGAAGUACUGCCAGUUCCUCAGGUGGCACCGACAGCGAGGCAUCAAGUCCCAGGCGCCGUCACACUUCCACCGGUUCUCGCACAAGCUCCAGCGCCUCCUCAGGCGGAUCCUGGAACCGAAGCCGGAGAAGCGCGGGGACGUGGGGGAAGUGCUCAAGGCGGACACGAAAGACCGAUGGCUCCUGCGAUCUCCCGAGGCCUCUUGGGCCUUCUCGGAGCGGGACGAUCCCUGCAGCCUCGCGUAUUCCGUGGCGAGCAGUCGGGAGGAGAAGAACAGACUUCUGGCAACCCUGCUCCGGCACGGGGUGGAGACGACGGUGGAUCGGGAGGCCAAGAAGGAGUGGCUGAGACAGUGGGUGAUGGACUCGCAGCCCAGAUCCACUAAGUGAUCCCAUUUGUGACAUGAAUUUUCAUCUUAAAAUUUAUAUAUUUCGAUGAUUUCAUCGAUUACGAGUGGACCAGAGACGCGUUUGACUUGAUUUUAUUCGCCCCAUUCUCUCUUCCUCUUCGUGUGAUACAUGUGAUUGCUGUUCCUACGGAAUAAACCAUGCAAUACAAUGAA
Messenger RNA from Darwinula stevensoni, 1292 nucleotides. Lineage: Eukaryota; Metazoa; Arthropoda; Ostracoda; Podocopida; Darwinulidae. The record is from the annotation of a GenBank genome assembly.